CCAUCCCAGCACUUCCAGAACAAUUAAAUCUUCAUUAAAUAGGUUAUGCACGUCUCUCCAACGUACGGAUUAAUUCUGAUAGCCCCGCUUAUACAAUUGGCGUCAUAACUCGAAGAGAGGUGCAAGUCAUGGAUGGAUAUUUACCACUCCAGUACUCGAGUACGAAUAGGUACGUUCCAAAUUCCUCCCAUUGGCCCGGCCGGAUUAUCCAGUUAUUCCGGGCGUCGCCCACCAACCAGACCAAGCUUCACGCAGGAAAAAAACACCCGCAUUGCAAUCCGGCUAUCUGGGCAACCCCUUCCACCAUCAUCAUCCCGCCUCCAGAAUCUUGCCCUCGACCAGUUCGCUCUUUUAUCCGAGCAACGUGGCAUAGCUCCACAUCGACGCCCUUGAGAUGUCUACUACUGGUGGCACUGUGCGAGGUACGCCGAGUCGACAAGGUCACCGUGGAAACACGCCGGCAUUCAACAGUCCAGUAUCAAAUAUUCCUCGGCCAGCUGCUUUGGAUGCCCACCAGAGCAGCGCAAUGUCAACAGUUCAACAAACCGAAGCCGCUGGAUCAACCAUGAGCGCCAGUAGACAAAAGCAAUCCAAGAGGGAUGAGGUAUGCUUUUCUGCGUCCUUAUCGAUUGGUUAUUCUGCCCUGGAUAGCUGUGAACUAAUAUUCACUUUUCCUCUAGGCGAUCCGGAGAAAGAUUGAGACGGACCUCAGCAAGAAGAAGACCACCACUGGACGAGCACGGCAGACACGAAAGGGUCCUCCGGGAACCGUGCUCGCCCUUCGACCUAGUCAAGCCCUGCAAAUCAAACCAAAUACCACUGUCGCCGAGGCGGCACAGUUGAUGGCUGCGAAGAGGGAGGAUUGUGUUCUGGUUACCGACGAUGAUGAUCGAAUUGCUGGUAUUUUCACAGCAAAGGAUCUUGCUUUUAGAGUGGUGGGUGCCGGUCUGAAAGCGAGCAACGUUAUGAUUGCGGAUAUCAUGACCAAGAAUCCUCUCUGUGCGCGAACAGAUACGAGUGCCACCGAUGCUUUGGAUCUCAUGGUUCGGAAAGGGUUUCGCCAUUUGCCUGUGAUGGACGAGAAUCAAGAUAUUUCCGGUAUUUUGGAUAUCACCAAAUGUUUCUACGAUGCCAUGGAGAAACUAGAAAGAGCAUACAGCUCCUCGAGAAAGUUAUAUGAUGCUCUCGAGGGUGUUCAAUCGGAGCUGGGAUCAAGUCAACCUCAACAAAUCAUCCAAUAUGUGGAGGCACUUCGAAUGAAAAUGUCCGGUCCUACAUUGGAAUCUGUACUUGAUGGCCGGGCGCCAGUCACAGUGAGCGUGCGCACUUCGGUCAAGGAAGCCGCGGCAAAAAUGAAGGAACAUCAUACCACCGCCGUUCUCGUUCAAGACCAAGACUCUAUCACGGGAAUUUUUACUAGCAAAGAUGUUGUCUUACGAGUUAUUGCUCCUGGUCUUGACCCCGCCAACUGCAGUGUUGUUCGAGUAAUGACCCCACACCCAGAUUUCGCGCCAAUGGAUAUGAGCAUUCAAGCGGCGCUUAGAAAGAUGCAUGGUAUGUUUCAAAAUUCAACUUUCUGACUUAUAAGCUAAAUAUCUUCAGAUGGCCACUAUUUGAAUCUUCCCGUUAUGAACGAUUCUGGUGAGAUUGUGGGUAUGGUUGAUGUUUUGAAAUUGACUUAUGCCACCCUUGAACAAAUCAACACGAUGUCAACUGGCGAGGGUGGUGAGAACCAAGGUCCCGCUUGGAAUAAAUUCUGGAUGUCCCUAGAUGACGGAACGGAAUCAGUCAUGUCUGGAGAAGGAAGCGCCAGUCAUCAUCAUGCCCAUACUACAGGAGGGCGAUCUUUGAUGUCACCUGACAUGUCUCGCCAUGAGCGUAUCGUGGAUGCCAGUGUUGCACCAAACGACUCCGCUUCUCACCUGGGAGACUCGCCUCCACACUCAAUGGUGUCACGCCAACCAGAAGUACACCCUGAAGAUGUACCUUUCCCCUUUAAAUUCAAGGCUCCAAGUGGUCGUGUGCACCGCAUGCAAGUCAUUGGCGCUCAUGGAUUGGCAGAGCUCAUUGCGGCAGUGAUUGCAAAGCUUGGCUCUGAAGUAGAGGCAGUUGGAGGUCCAGCAACAUUUGAGGAUGGACAAUUAGGGAGCUCUGGAUUUGCUCUCAGUUAUAUGGAUGACGAUGGAGAUACUGUAUCCAUUACCACUGAUCAAGAUCUUCUCGAAGCUAUUCAGCUCGCGCGCCAAGGUCACCGGGACAAGGUGGAUCUUUUCAUUCAUGAUCCUGAGAAGCCAGCAAUCAGUGCUACGCUCGACCCUCAACCAGUUAUCAGCCAUGAGCCGAGCCCUCCAGCAUCGCAGACUGUUCGUCACCGAAAGCGAGUCGUUUCCGAGGAUGAUGAAGAGAGUGAAGAUGAAGUGCCAAUCAAGUCGCGACCGAGGAGGGCUCAUUCCAAACCAGUUGAGGAGCAAGUGAUUGCCGGUGUUCCCAAUGAGUUGUUGUUGCCUGGUGCGAUUGUUACUCUUGCAGUUGUUAUUGUUGGUGUGUUUACUUUGGCUCGUGUUACGAGCCGCAAUUAAUUGGCCAGGGGGGAAGAUACCAUGAUAGACCUUGCUGG
This is a messenger RNA of Hymenoscyphus albidus, 2617 nucleotides long. The record is from the annotation of a GenBank genome assembly. NCBI's taxonomy places the organism in Eukaryota, Fungi, Ascomycota, Leotiomycetes, Helotiales, Helotiaceae.